UUUGCUGGACACCACUAUGGUGAGUCUUUUUUCUUACUGCAGAUAAAUGAAAGCCACGCCAGUGUCUGGAAAAGAUAAGAGCAGGAGCGGAAGAAAUCUCAUUCUUCAUGUUGCAAUGAUGCAGAGAGAUCUCAGACAAUAGCAGUAGUUCUCCUUUAAUGUGGAAACGUCGAUACUGUUCUGUCGAGAGGAGAGGAUGAGGGGAGGAGGAAUGACACAGGCAGGAGACACGAAGAGCACCAUGUAGAAGCAGACCCACAGAAGCAUGGACUCGGCCUCAGCUUCAAACUUCGAGACAACAUGUAGGAUGCGCUGCUUUGACUGGCGUAUUCGCGUUUCUCUGCAGAAAUAAAACACAAACGCAGGGGCAGAACAUGGCAGACCUCUACUUCACACUGUGGAUUGCCACAGUCUUCACCACUGGGCUUGGCUGCCCUGAACUCUGUACCUGCUCAGAUAAAUAUGGCCACCAUUUUGCUGAAUGCUCCUACAAAGAUUUAGCCGAAGUCCCAGAUGGUUUGCCUCCUAAUGUUACAACUGUGAGUCUCUCUGCUAACAAGAUCAGUCUGAUAUCAUCAGGAUGUUUUGACAAUGUCACCAAGGUGAUAUCACUGUGGUUGGCCCACAAUGAGAUCAUCUCCAUAGAACAAGGGGCCUUUGCUCUCCUGGUUCAUCUGCGUAACUUUGACAUCAGCCACAAUAAAAUUAUUGACUUUCCCUGGGAGGAUCUGCAGAAUCUCAGAGCCCUGCACCUGCUGAAAAUGAACCACAAUGAGAUGGUCCACCUGCCCAGGGACACUUUCUCCAACCUCAAAGACCUGAGAUCCCUCCAACUCAACAAUAACAAAUUUAUAACCAUAGCUGAAGGGACGUUUGAUGGUUUGGUGUCUUUGUCACAUUUGCAGAUUCAUAACAAUCCUUACGCAUGCACCUGCUUGCUUGACUGGCUCAGAGAUUGGAUUUCAACAACUACCAUCUCAGUACCAGAGGUGAAUUUGAUAAUUUGUGCAACACCAGAGAAACUUAAAGGACAAAUGAUCAAGAAACUGCCUGAAUCAAAGUGCACAUGCCCAAAUGUCACAAUACGGACUGAGCCAAACAUCCACAACACAACUUUCUAUGAGGACAGUAGGUUGGUCCUGACUUGUGAAUUUAAAGGAAACCCAAAGCCACUGGUCAUGUGGAAUAUUCACAGUAAAAGCCCGACGCUGGAGCUGGCUUUGCCUUUCAGUGAAGAUGACUCAGCAGAAUCAAAGGAGGACUCUCGGCUGCCUCAUCAUCCUUUCAAAGUCUUUAGUAAGGGGACUCUUACAAUCUUACAGCUUAGGAAAGAGGAUGGUGGCAACUACAGCUGCUCAGCCACAAAUGAGUUUGGCAGAGCUGAGGAUACAGUGUCAGUGGAGGUUGUAGCUUCACCAAAACCAACACCUAUAAAACAAAAGAUCACAACACGUCGUUAUGCUAAAACAUACCCAUCUAUACACCAAACAACAAACAAAAUAUCUGAUUUUGAUUCUGUGCAUCUGCCACGUGUCAAGAAAAUAGACACGAACAUUGUACCAACUUUAGCGCGCACUGCAGAGUCUUAUGAGGAGGCAACAAUAUCUCCAUCACUUGCUAGUAAAUGUGGCUUGAAGGCUAAUACCAGAUACAUUUCUAUCCAUGUCUUAAAUGGAAGCUUGGAUGAUAUCAAGCAGUACACAUUUGACUUUGGUGUCAUUGCAUUAGAGGUAUCAGAAACAGAGGCAUCGGUGCAACUUAACCCUCUCCUCACACCCAGACACAAAAGCACCCACCGGGCCACCACAGCUGCCACAGCUGGGAGCUUCCACAAUGACAGCGAAGACCGCCAUGGCUUUUCAGGUGUCUCUGCAAAAGUCCAUUCCAAUGGUUUGUACCUGUGCGUCACUGAUGAUCGCAAACACUCAGCUGUGCAGUGGUCAAGGAUCAAGGAGGGUGUCCACACAUAUCUAUUCAGCGGUUUACUCCCUGACACCAACUACUCCCUGUGCUUGACCUACAGAGGAGAGAACUGUGAGGUCCAGGUGCUGUUCACAACCAGGAGGAGAGUUCCUAACCUGUUCAUCAUCAUCUCGGUCAGCAUCUGCCUCCUGACCGUGUCUACUGUGCCUCUGCUUGGUGCAACAUGCUUCCAUUUGGUGUACAAAUAUCGUAGCAAGACAUACAAGCUGAUCCUGAAGGCCAAAGACCAGUACCACAUGGAGAGGAACCUCAAUGUGACCUUUAACAUCCACUCACCUCAGACUGAGUCUCAGAGGAAGAUUAAUGGCACCCAGCAGGAUGAGGAGGAGGGUGACACUGAGAGCGGCGAUGGAGAGAAAGAGGCAGAUACAGAAGAAAGUGUGGUGACUGACUCAUUUACUUUGUCUCAGUGCAGAGGGAUGUUAGACGACUGUGAGGUUGGAUCUGAGUAUAGUGACAGGUUGCCAUUGGGAGCUGAAGCAGUGAAUAUUACUAGUCAUUACAAAUAUCCAAAUCAGUAAAAGUCGACAGUUUCUGAUGCAACUUGUAGGGGAUUUUUUGCAUUCAGAUUUUGUGCCAAAGGUUUGAUUCCCCUUUGUCUCACAAAAAUAGCCCAGAAAUAUUACUUUCACUAGCAAAGACCAUGCCAUCAGAGUGGAAGUAUAAAUAAUUUUAAUGAGUAGAUAAAUACAUUGAUAAAGGAGAGCUGCCUUGUAUCCAGCAGCAUGUCAACAGUAGUGUGGAGAACACUUUGAAGGGAACCAUGGCUACACCCAGAUGUGACACAUCCCCUUGUAAUAGAACAGAAAGACAGGGAGUAUGAGCAAAAGUGGCCGAAGUCAAGAGGUAGAAAUAGUGCUCACCAUCACCAGGGCUGCACAAUUCUUAAUCAUUUUAUUUAAAUUAUACAAAAUACUUGACAUUUUAAAUGCACAUUUAAAUCCAGAUCUACAUAAAAUACACUUAGAGAUAGACAAUCACGAGAUUGCCAGCCUGCCUUAUUUAAGUAAGUUCAGUACAAGUGCAGAAUUAAAAAAAAAAUAAAAAAAAAAAUAAAAAAAGCCUUCUCUGUUUACAUAAAGGAAUCCCAUAAACAAUUCCUGGCUCUGCCAUGUUCUUUGGUCUAUGGUCCAACGUUCCACCAAAUGUAAGGAAAAUCUGUUAAUAAAAGCUUUCACCUAACUAGAAAAAAAACAACAAACAAGACUUAAUGUUACAGCCACUUUUGAGCACCAGAGUCUUACUUUGUCAAAAUGUUCCUGGCCAUAUUCUCUAUCCUGUGGCUCUGUCAGGGCCCUUCCCACGGGUGUUUUACUCUUACUGAAGUUGUGUGAAGCUAUGUUGGGAAUUACAAACCUCAAACUUUGUGAGCUAAUGAAAAUGAUAAUGUUUUAAAUUGCCCCACCCUAACAGGUGCAACAAAACUAAUAAGAGAUUCAGGUAUCAUCUGAAAUCACCUAUGUACUAUUGGUUGGACUUUGGAUGUGCAGAGGGUUUCAUUUUUGAAAAACCUAAAAAAACAAGCAAACAAACAAAAGUCUCUGGUGUUACGUUACCAUGUCCUAGGUACAGUAAGUGUUUUCACAAGGUCAGACACCAAGCCUCCAUGCGUGCUCAAAGCAUCGUCAGGAUGGCCCUAAUAUACAGCUGGCAAUGAAAGUAAGAUGCAACCUAUACAAACUGACCUUGUGUCUGUCAUCUGGGGUCAGGAUGAGGACAGCUGACAAUAGAAAACACUGUAUUAAAACACAUGUAGCAAAGCAUGUGCUGCAAAUAAAGUGCAGUGCAAAAUUAUUAGGAAAAAUGUCAACUUGAUGUAGGAUGUAGUAAAUGCUAACUAAAUAUAACUUACAAAUAUUGUGCUUUAAACCACUCAGUAAAUUCAUGCUGUUGUGUUAGGAGUGCAAUAGCUUAACAGAAACUCUGAUAAAAGCAUUUAAAUGUUUAGAAAAACUGCUGUUUCAAAGAUCAAACUAGUGUGUCCUGUAGCUAUGAGAUCGUUGUCCAGUUAUACUGUGAACAUGUGCUAUGAAGACAACUGUGGUCAUCUAAAUGGGUCUUUCAAACAGGCCUUCUUUCAAUCACCCUAACAUCUCUCAUGCUAGUUCAAUGUGCACAGUAAGUUUAAUAUUAUCUACCAAGUCUAUUGUAGUGUGCAACAGCACAAGCACUUAUCAGUGUGUAUGUGAAGUCAUUGCUCUUGUUUUGUGUUGUGUUAAAAGAUCUGCUUGUGUUCUUGUGAGCUGCAGUAUACUGUGUACUAUGUGUAUGUUUUUGACUGAAAUAAUUUUAUGUCAUGUUUGCUGGUGGUUUUUUUCCCCAGUUUUGCCCCUGUAAAACCAGCCCUGUAAAAAGAGCAAGAAAAGAAACAGUAUGGUUUUAUCAAAGUGUUUAAAUGUCCUCACAGUCUCUCCUAAUCCUAUGUGCCUCAGUAGAGUUUCAUAUUCUGAUAAUUGUUUAUAUUUUUGCCUCCACAAAUUCAUUUCCAUACCAUGCUAAAUAUUUAGGAUAUCUAAAAUACAACAUAGAAAUACAACAAAAAAAAUCUGUUGCUUUUUUUGGUGUUUUAUACUAUAAUCAUUACAUAUUUGAAUAAAAUGAGGUAUUAAAUCAGUGCCUGUAUACAUG
Messenger RNA from Monopterus albus (swamp eel), 4611 nucleotides. RefSeq names its product immunoglobulin superfamily containing leucine-rich repeat protein 2-like. Gene Ontology annotation, molecular function: protein binding. The record is from RefSeq and is a predicted model, not a curated record. Bases 375 to 2504 code for a protein of 709 amino acids. The transcript has 2 exons. Lineage: Eukaryota; Metazoa; Chordata; Actinopteri; Synbranchiformes; Synbranchidae.